Messenger RNA from Anguilla rostrata (American eel), 4636 nucleotides. RefSeq names its product GTPase IMAP family member 8-like. The transcript has 4 exons. NCBI's taxonomy places the organism in Eukaryota, Metazoa, Chordata, Actinopteri, Anguilliformes, Anguillidae. Gene Ontology annotation, molecular function: GTP binding. The record is from RefSeq and is a predicted model, not a curated record. Bases 2082 to 4052 code for a protein of 656 amino acids.
AUAUGCUCCUCUUCUCAACUGCAUAUCAACUUGUUUUAAUUGAUGUGGGUGUUGACUUUUGAAGCUGUGUACCAAAAUACCUACGAAGUUGCAUAGUAUCUGCACUUGAUCGCAUAAGGUCACCCGAGUCUUAUACUCCCUCACAAAAUAGGUAUUGACUUCAGCUGGAAUACACCUUUUCUAAUUUAAAUGAACUGCAUCAUACCUUGACAGACCAGAUAUUGAGGUACUACCAAAUCCUGUGUGAUUUGUAAUGUACUUUCCAAUAUGGAGUUAAGGCCGAAAAUAAUAGUCUGACAUGUAAUCCAUCCAUCCAUUAUCUAUACCCGAAAACUGGGCUCUUUCCAAUGGCUUAGUUUAGCUCCUUUCCUUGCUUCCUUGGCUCCACCCAAAAAAGUGUCAAUUCAGGAAUAUCUGGUAUAUCAUCCUACAUUAUGGGAACAGAUCCCAUGGGCUUUCCGUGGUCUCAGUUUGAAUCUGGAAUGUGGGGUGUGUCACUGAAACUGGUAUUAAGCUGUUACAGUGAAUGUCACAUGCUUUAUGAAAACAAUAUGGACACAUGUUUGUUAUAAAGUGGAACUGAAAUGCGAUGUAGCUCACUACUCCAUAGGACACUGAAUGUGUCAAUCAAAGUGGACAUUGCCCCAUAUAAACAAGAAUAGCAAGCGGUCAAAAUGACCGUGGACAGCAUAACAGGGAGAUCAACAGUGAGUAUGUGAUUUUUUGUCGUUUUUGGAAAACGACAGCGAGCGAAAGCGAAACAGGGCUAGUCACGUCGGGUCACUUCCUGCUUGCUCUCUCGUCGUCAUGGUUACCGUCUCACCACAGCCGCGCUGGGCGUAGCUCGACUUCAGCAAAGUAAAGUCAGAGAUAGACCCCUCGAGAGUAGACGUUUGAGUUCUGGCAGCGUUCCCAGGGUGCCCCGCUGGAAUUCAGACGCAGGGCUCCUCGCCUGUCCCCGUGUCUUACGCCCGCGGUCGAAAGAGACGAGAAAUGGGUGACUAAGGACGCUUGUGUUUUGAUUCGGACACCCUGCUAGGCCCAUGUGAAGCAUCGCACCUUUUCCGUAAAACGCACUGAUCCUCCGCAAGCCCUUUAGAACGUUUUUUUUUUAUGUUUUCAGGUUGCCUGUUGCUGGGGCGACCAAGGUUCCCCCUUCUCUCCUUUUGUUCAGAUGAGAUGGCAGCCUGCUAUCCUACUUGCACUUGUGUCUGUUGCUAUAUGGUGAUGGUUGUUUUUAAUCAAUAAACAUGCUUCUCACGUGCUGCUCAAACGUUGUCCAUAUUUCAUGUGGAAGUUUGAAACAAAAUGUAUUCCAGCGUGUCAUUCGAAAAAAAAAGCUCUUUUUCAACUCCACAUGUACAGUACAGAAAAUAUGUACCUAUAUUCCAUUCAAAUAAAAAUACAUUUAUAUAGAACCUAGGAUUCAUUUGUAAAGUAAAUAGGCUACAGAAUGUUUCUAUGUCAGAAUUAACGCAAGUUAGCCAUGGGACAGGUAAUACACUUGCAUACACCACAGGUUGUAAAAAUGUGUCGAACCACCAUCAAGUUAGACUGUUCAGCUACUUGGAAAGGUACGCUAUAAUAAACAAAACGCCACUACUUGAAUGAGUGCGGAUCACGAUAUGAAAACCCCUCCUCACACAUAAAAGGGUGCCAGGCCCAGAAAUGGCCCGAACACAUUUUAGAGUAACAUAAUACAGGUAAACGUGCGAUAAUUUGGAGAAAGCGCGUACAGACAGAUAUUGCCGGUGCACCAUAGAUAUGUCAUGGCAUAGUUAUUUUAUAAUAUUUUCGAAAAGGUUAAAAAAAAAAACUGCGUAGUAUGCCGUUCAAGGAAGCAUACAGAUUAAAGGAUGCAUGCGACCAGGAAACAAAUUCUGUGGUGAUAAGGGGUUAAAUUCCUCAGUAAAGUUACCUCAGGUUAUAAAUGCACUAGAAUGUCAUUGAGAAGUGAAAGUACAAAGUGAACUGGGGGAAAGACUAGCUUGCGGUUCAAUGUCAACGAUUAAUGGUUAACAAAAUAAAUUUGGUGUAAGAAAGCUUUAAUUUGAAAAGCUAAAUAACAGGCAUUUUCAGACAUGGGAGAAAUAUUACGAACAUCCUCACCACAUCCGGAUCUUGGAGUAACGUCCCGUUUGUCCAAGCUCAGAAUUGUGCUCAUUUGUAAUGACAAGCAGGAGAAGAACUGGGCAGUAAACACCAUCCUUGGCCGAACACAAGCUUCGCCGAACCUAGACAUAAAGACGAAGGGUGAAGUAGAAGACAGGCAUGUCAUUAUAGUCAGUUCACCAGACUGGGUCGAAUAUUCUGUUCAGGAACCCUGGAAGCACCUCAAACAGCAGAUCGAAGAAAGUGUGUCCUUGUGUCUGCCGGGACCACACGCCUUCCUCAUGCUCGUUCCAUUGCGCCCGUUUAGAGAAGCAGAGAGGAGGGAGGUGGAGGAAAAUCUGGAGCUGCUCUCUGAUAGCAUCUGGAGACGGUCAAUAGUGCUUUUCUCUGGGAAAGAGCGGUUGGGCGGUAACACCGUCGAGAAGCACAUCGAGAAGGAACCAUGCCUGCAGCAGCUUAUACGGAGGUGUAGGAACCAGUAUAACAUCCUCAGCAAUGAAAAUAGGGAGGUGGUUCUGGAGAGCAUAGUUACUGUGGUAACAGGAAAUGAUUUCCAGCAUUUUCAAAUGGGGGAGCUUUUAGAAGAAGUAAAAGAGAACGAGGAAAGAUUGGAAGAAAAUGCCAAACAGAGGCUCAUCAAGGUACAGAAACAAAGAGAAACACUCAAAGAAAUGAUGAUGAUAAAGGAGUCCGGACACAAUUUCCCAGAUACAACGAUGGUUCUCCUGGGAGGAUUCGGCGCUGGGAAGAGUUCCACAGGAAACACCAUCCUGGGAAAAGAGGAAUUUGACACGACGCAUAAAGCUGUGGAGUGCGUGAAGAAGCAGGGUGAAGUGGGCGGGAGGACGGUUACUGUGGUCGAAACACCGGGCUGGCACAGGGACUCCUCAGGGCAGGACGAGACGGAGCGCGUCAAAGAGCAGAUUAGGCAAAGCGAGUCUGUGUGUGCAGGCAAACCCCACGCUUUCCUCCUGGCGGUGCGCUGCGACUCGUCAUUCACGGAGACGGACAGGAGGCGCGCGGAGGACCAUCUCUCGGCUCUCAGCGAGGAGGCCAGAAAACGCACGUUGGUGCUGUUCACUCGGGGGGACGGGCUCGGAGGGACGGACAUCGAGACGCACAUCGAGAGGUGGAACGAGCUCCGCGGUCUCGUCGACGAGUGCGGGAACAGGUAUCACGUUUUGGACAAUAACAGCACCGAUCGCUCUCAGGUCGAAGAAUUGCUGGAGAAAGUGGAUGAAAUGGAGGCUGAAAUGAAGGAAGAGACAUACCAAGGAUAUCUGGGUCAGCCGUUACGUGUGGAGGAAGAGAAACCGGGGGACAGAGAGCAGGAGUUGCAGAGAGAGGAGGAGAAGCUAAGAGAACGACACCAAGCCGAGUUGGAGGAGUUGGAAAGGGAGUUCAGAAUUCAGAAACCGCAGAACAGGCUGGAAGGAGAGAGCGUUGAACAUGUGAGUGAGCUUGAGGGAGAACUGAAGAGAAAGCAAGAGCAGAGGUCACGGUUGGAGAAGGAAGAAGGAAAGAGGGAGGAGAAAGAGAUGGAGCUAAGGCAGAGGCAUAAAGAAGAGAUGGAAGCACUCAGACAGCGUUACAGGGAGGAGGACAGACAGGGUGCAAAGGGGUACCUGAAGCCUAUAUUGGCAGUUUCGGGGGCAAUAAUAGGGGGUGUAGCAGGGGCUCUAAUAGGUCCAGCAGGGGUGGCUGGGGGAACUCUCUUAGGGGCUUCAGGAAUUGGGAGCAUAUCAGCAGCUUGGGUGGCUGGAGGAAAUCUCUUAGGGGCUUCAGGAAUUGGGAGCAUAUCAGCAGCUUGGGUGGCUGGGGGAAGUGUCUUAGGGGCUGCAUUAGGAGUACUAGGAGGGAUGUUUGGAGGAAGGGAGAGAUCUGAAGAGGAGGGAAGAAGUGGGAGAAGGAGAAGUAUGGAUAUUAAAAUGAGUCUUUGAUUAGACUCAUGAAACAUACAGACCUCAUACAAGUUGAAUGUGUGUUUCAGUCAGAGAGGGAUAAUGUGGUGUUUAAUUUUAUAUACGUGAUCACGUGAUAUCUGUCACGUGAGGCAAAGUCAGCGUUGUCCUCUGUCACCUGUCGGGUUUCCAUGCCAACAGCCAGAAACAAGGGCGUUAGCACGAUCUGGUCCUGGAGGGUUGGUUCCUUCCUGAAAAUCAAAACAAGGCAAGUAUAAUGGGUAAGGAGCUGGUUUUGUAACCUAAAGGUUGCAGGUUUGAUUCCCUGGUAGGGUACACUGCCGUUGCACCCUUGAGCUUGGCACUUAACUGGCAUUACUUCAGUGUAUAUCCUAUGUAAAUAGUAGUGUAAAGUCGCUCUAGAUAAGAGCGUCUGCUAAAUGUUUGUGAUGUAAUGUAAUGUAAUGGGGGUGGGACUUAUGAUUGACAUGUAUGGCAAGCCUUGAGUACUGAACGUUUUAACAUUUUACAUUUAACGGGUGUAUGUUUCUUUUUAAUCUGAUCGGACAUAGAUUUUGUUGUACACAUUCUGAUACUUUGAAUUAAAGUUGUCUGAAAAAGGA